AUGGGACGAGGAAGAAAUCAAGCACGGAACGCGCCCCCUCGAACGCGUCUCAGGGCAAAGAAGUCGCCAUCGCCGCCUUGUGAUGCCUCGGUCGGGGAUAGCGAUGCUGAAAUGCCAGACGCUGAUCCCGAGUCACCCUCAAACUUUACCUUCAUAGUUGCUCUCGACUACGGAACCACCUAUACCUCAGUUUCUUAUAUCAAAUUUGACCCCAAGGAUCGGCCAGAUGAUAUCGACCUUCAUGAAAUUCAAGCUAUUCAAAACUGGCCAAGGGCACAUGGUGGAACAAACCCACAGAACAAAGAGGAAGUUCCGAGUGAAAGCUGGUAUGCAAAUGGGCAGCAUUACUGGGGAUUCCUAGCUUUCAAAUUACGCCAGACACUUCAGAUCCGUCGAGAGUCGAUCGUGGGCUUAAACUUUUGUCCAAAAGUUCUGCUUUCUGGUAACGACGAAGAUGAGAUCAGCAGGCAAGAGCUCCGGCAAACCUUGGCGACCCUUGGCAAGAAGGAAACGGACAUUGUGACGGACUAUCUUGUCGAAGUUCUCCGACAUACAAAAAUACAGCUCACAUUAAUUGAGGGAUAUAAUGAUUCUUGCGAUGUUGAGCUUGUUUUGUGUGUUCCUGCAGCCUGGGAUGCAACUGCUCGACGUGACUUGCAAGAAAUCAUGGGAGAAGUUUCUAAUAGAGCCCAGUUUGGAAGCAUCUAUAAUUUUUGGAUGAUUCAUGAGCCAGAAGCUGCUGCGGCCAUGGUGUUGGAAAGUGAGACGCGAUUGGGAGCCACAAAGACAAGGAUCAAUUGGAGCAAAGGGGAUACAUUCAUCGUAUGUGAUGCCGGAGGGGGAACUGUGGAUACCAUUACAUACCGAAUCGAAGGAAUGGUUCCUGUGCGGUUGGUCGAAGUGACAAAGCCGAUAGGGAGCCACUGCGGAUCGAAAUACAUCAACGAUGCUUUACAACGCAAAGUCUUAUCCAUGCUGCAGGAUGAGACCUACCUCGAAACGGAUGGAAAGACAUUGAAGAAUGUUGUGGAUAAGAGCGUCAUGCAUCAAUUUGAGAAUGAGACCAAGCAGAGUUUUACAAAUGAAGAAGGGGAAUCCUUCGAAAUACAAGGCCUCAGAGAGAAUCCAGACAAGCAUUUUGAAAGCUCAUUGCUCAACGUUCCACGGGAUCUGUCGCAAAUGGUCUCGAAGGGUGCAAUUCUACGUGCAGUCAACAAAAAGAAUGGUCCUCGACGUCAGAUGUACUCAAGCUAUGGCUUUCUCCAAAGUGAGGAGUAUAACCCUGAAGAUAUGUCACACAAAUACUAUGAUUCCGUGAUCCACAAUGAUGCAAAUGGAAUUUCCUAUGUUCGAAAUUGCAUCUCCUGGCUUAUCAAGAAGAAACAAAGACUUGAUACAGUUCAUGUUUUCACCUGUCAAAGCUAUCAAAUAUUUCGGCAAGGACAAGAUUGGAUGCUCUAUGAGAGUAUUUAUGUAUCUGAUGGUGACGUCGAGGAUAACUUGCAGUACAACCAUGGUAGCAACAAAAAGGUAGACAUGAGCUUUCUCAGGGAUCAGGGUCUUGUACAAGCAAGGCAGCGUGUUGCUACAAGCCCCUGGUACUGGUUAGUUGAGUAUGAUCUCGUCAUGGAAAUUCAAGGGCUCAAUCUAAAGUUUUAUGUCAAAUGGCCUCGUGGUGGGGAAAUGCAAGGUCAAGCCGGCCAAAUCCCUAUUGCCGCCGCUUUCAAACCCGGUACGGCUUAA
Molecule: messenger RNA, 1743 nt
Organism: Penicillium manginii
Lineage: Eukaryota; Fungi; Ascomycota; Eurotiomycetes; Eurotiales; Aspergillaceae
Product: Hsp70 family protein
Exons: 7
Coding region: 1-1743 (580 amino acids)
Source: RefSeq, a predicted model, not a curated record